UCAAUCACUUGGGCUGCUGGCAAUUCGUGUUUUAUAUGUACGGGAACGCUUGUGCACUCGCGCAUCCUCGUGUUGGUCUGUUUUAGGUGUUUUUGGAUUUUGGUUUCUUUUGUUCGCUUAUAGGAUAUCGCGAAAUCAUGAAAGAGAGAAGAAACGCACAGCCACUGGUGGUCAGAUGUAAACUGGUGCUGGUUGGGGAUGUUCAAUGCGGGAAAACUGCGAUGUUACAGGUUUUGGCAAAGGAUUGUUAUCCAGAGACGUAUGUUCCCACAGUAUUUGAGAACUACACAGCCUGUCUGGAGCUCGAUGACCAGCGUGUUGAAUUGAGUUUAUGGGACACAUCAGGAUCUCCAUACUAUGAUAAUGUGAGACCCCUCUGCUACAGUGACUCUGAUGCAGUGCUCCUUUGUUUUGACAUCAGUCGCCCAGAUAUCUUUGACAGUGGACUUAAGAAGUGGAGGGCUGAGAUCCUCGACUUUUGCCCCAGUACUCGUAUUCUCCUUGUUGGCUGCAAGACGGACCUUCGGACAGAUGUCUGCACACUGAUGGAGCUGUCCAAUCAGAAACAAACACCCAUUACUCAUGAGCAGGGCUCUGCCAUGGCCAAACAGUUGGGAGCUGAGGCUUAUCUGGAGUGUUCAGCCUUCACCUCUGAGAAGAGCAUCCACAGCGUGUUCCGCACAGCUGCGCUGGCUUGCACAAACAAGCUACAGCUGCUCGCCAAACCCAGUCCGACCCGCCGGCUGUCCAAACGCCUGCUUCACCUGCCCAGCAAGUCCGAGCUCCUCUCCUCCACCUUCAAGAAGGAGAAGGCCAAGAGCUGCUCCGUAAUGUGAACGCUACACCAUUCCCUGUGAUUUGGUCUGGGGAAGGGGGGUGGGUUCUGAUUGCCACAUCACUGACGUGUGGAAUCCUUCCUCACCCCCCAAAGAAACACCUUUCAGAACAAGUGGACACCUCGCUGUCCUCCUUGUCCUGAGCUCUUCAACAGUGCAUAUGUAUUUUCAGUUUACUUUUAAACAAGAUUCGAUCAUCAGCCUCAUCUAUUCACUCCUUGUUAUCAA
Carassius carassius (crucian carp) is the source of this 1064-nucleotide messenger RNA. RefSeq names its product Rho family GTPase 1b (gene rnd1b). The record is from RefSeq and is a predicted model, not a curated record. Gene Ontology annotation, molecular function: GTPase activity; GTP binding. Gene Ontology annotation, biological process: small GTPase-mediated signal transduction. The coding region runs from base 138 to 836 and encodes 232 amino acids. The transcript has 5 exons. NCBI's taxonomy places the organism in Eukaryota, Metazoa, Chordata, Actinopteri, Cypriniformes, Cyprinidae.